Molecule: messenger RNA, 1248 nt
Organism: Cicer arietinum (chickpea)
Lineage: Eukaryota; Viridiplantae; Streptophyta; Magnoliopsida; Fabales; Fabaceae
Product: glutathione S-transferase T1-like
Source: RefSeq, a predicted model, not a curated record
UACUCUUAUUAGUCUGAAGUAAUUAAUCUGAUUCUCGAAAGCAGCAAGGCAGGUGUAUGAUUCCGAAAAUUUGAAGAAUAUGGGAAUUGAUUGUUAUUAUUAUGAGGCAAAACACAGAAAAUGAAAACGAUAGUAGAAAUGAAAUAAAAGCAUUGUUGUGGUGUAUACUAUAGUUCCCAUCCGAAACAGAAAAAGAAAAGUAAUUAGAAGGGAUGAUGGAGAAGUUGAAGGUGUAUGUAGAUCGUAUGUCCCAACCAUCACGAGCAAUUCUUAUAUUCUGCAGGUUGAACGGAAUCGACUUUGAGGAGGUUCAAAUUGACCUUUCCAAACGUCACCAUCUCUCUCCUCAAUUCACAGAAGUAAACCCUCUCCAGAAAGUACCUGCUAUUCUUCAUGGAAACUUCAAUCUCUUCGAGAGCCAUGCAAUCCUUGCCUAUCUUGCUUCUGCUUUUCCUGGAAUUGCUGACCAUUGGUACCCAACUGAUGUUUUCAGGAGAGCCAAAAUUAACUCCGUAUUAGAUUGGCAUCACUCUAAUUUAAGAUAUGGAGCAGUGAACUAUGUAAUAAAUACUGUAUUAGGACCUGCACUUGGUCGUCCACUGAAUCCAAAAGCAGCUGCUGAAGCAGAGAAAGUUUUAUUAUCUUCUUUAUCAAAACUAGAGGAUAUUUGGCUCAAUGGAGAUGGACGAUUCCUUCUUGGCGCCUUUCAACCGUCUAUAGCAGAUCUCAGCCUGGUUUGUGAACUCACGCAACUUGAGGUUUUGGAUGAGAAGGAUCGGGAUCGAAUAUUAUCUCCAUACAAAAAAGUUCUUCGAUGGAUUAAAGAUACAAAAGCUGCAACAAAUCCACACUUUGACGAAAUGCAUAAUAUACUUUAUAGAGCUAAGAAGAAAUUCCAACAGCAGCGUUCAAGGGUAGCUAAAACUGAGACUGAGACUAGCAACGAGAUUGGGGGACAUUCUAAGAUGUGAGAGCAAUGACUUCAUCUUUUUUUGAGACUGACAUAUUAAUAGUCUAAGAAGAUUUUGUCAGUGAAUAAGUACGGGAAGUCAGAAAAGAAAUGUGGUUGUAUUUGUCAACUGCAUUCCCCACUUCUAGCCCAGUAACUUAUAUGAUCACUUUGUAAAUUUUGGUUGUAUCUUGGUGGUCUAUUAUAAAUGUUUGAAAUAAAAACGAGGAACUAAACUUUAUUGUAUCCAACAUGAUCAAAUUUGAAUAAUUAAAAUGAGGUGCUUUUGCAUGUGGCAA